CAUUGCGCUCCUGCUGUUGCUGCUGCUAAUCCGGGCGGAGAGCACAACACCACCGCCGCCGCCGAGGAAGCCGGAGCCCAGACGGAGGCCCCAUGAAGCCGGCCAAGCCCCUCCAGCCCCUCCUGGGGCUCGCCUUCGUCGCCUCUCUCCUGGCCGGGGUCAAGAGUGAUUCCUGUGUUGUGAAUCAAUGUCUGAAUGGCGGGACCUGCCUCACCGGUAUCGACGACUCUCCUUUCUUCUGCAUCUGUGCAGAAGGAUUCAGUGGGAUCACUUGCAACGAGACUGAGAAAGGCCCCUGCCACCCCAAUCCUUGCCAGAAUGGAGGAGUUUGUGAGCUGGUUCCCAACCGAGGGGAUGUCUUCACGGAAUAUACCUGCAAGUGCCCCGAAGGCUAUGAUGGCAAACUUUGCCAGAAGAAUAUGAACGAAUGUGCAUCGCAGCCCUGUAAGAAUGGAGGCAUCUGCCUGGAUCUAAGUGGCGACUAUGCCUGCAAAUGUACUUCGCCCUACCUUGGGAAGACCUGCCAUAUCCGCUGCGGAGACAUCCUGGGAAUGGAGACGGGAGCCAUCGCCAACUCCCAGCUCACGUCGUCUUCGGUGCAUUUUGGUUUCCUUGGCCUCCAGCGCUGGGGUCCGGAGCUGGCUCGCCUCAACAACAAAGGGAUUGUGAAUGCCUGGACCUCCAGCAACUAUGACCGCAGCCCUUGGAUUCAGGCAAACCUGCUGAGGAAAAUGAGGUUGUCUGGGAUUGCCACGCAAGGGGCGCGCCGUGCAGGCCGAGCAGAGUAUGUCCGGGCUUAUAAAGUGGCCUACAGCCAGGACGGGCGCGAGUUCGUCUUCUGCAAGGAUGAAGAGCAGGAUCAGGAUAAGGUUUUCUCAGGCAAUGUGGACAACGAUGGUACCGUGACCAAUAUGUUCAAUCCUCCCAUCACUGCUCAGUACAUCCGGAUCUACCCUGUGGUCUGUCGGAGAGCCUGCACAGUGCGCUUUGAGCUGAUUGGCUGUGAAAUGAAUGUGUAUUUCAACAUGGCAGGUUGCUCGGAGCCGCUGGGCAUGAAAUCCCGCCUCAUCUCUGACCAGCAGAUCACGGCGUCCAGUGUGUACAAGACGUGGGGCAUCGAUGCGUUCACUUGGUAUCCGCACUAUGCGCGCCUCGACAAGACGGGAAAGAGCAAUGCCUGGGCAGCCCUCCACAACAAGCAGGGUGAAUGGCUACAGAUUGAUCUUGAGACUCAGAAAAAAGUGGCUGGGAUUGUCACGCAGGGAGCUCGUGAUUUUGGCCACAUUCAGUAUGUCGCUGCCUACAAAGUCGCUUACAGCGAUGACGGGAAGUACUGGACGCUUUACAAAGACAGCAAGACAAACGGCACUAAGAUAUUCGAAGGGAAUUCCGACAAUUAUUCUCACAAGAAGAACGUUUUCGACGUGCCCUUCUAUGCCCGCUUUGUCCGCAUCUUGCCCGAAUCCUGGCACAACCGCAUCACAUUGCGCGUGGAGCUUCUGGGCUGCGACGAGUAGCAGUCCCGUCGCCAAAGGACUCGAGGACUGGACUAGUUUCCUUGCCCUUUUUGACCGUUUUCCUGCCCUGGAGUCAUGGCGCUUGCUGCCCUUACGUCCCUCCUCUCUGUUUUAGCCCAGUUUGUCAGAAUCCUGCACCUUGUGAUGGUUGGGGAUUGGGAGGGGAGGCAACGUGCUGCCCGACGUCGUAGAUGGAGCCGGCCUCUGUGUGAAUAGGGUACUUCUUUCCUUGUCUUCCCCCCUCGUUGUUGUUUCUCCCCUUUGCUUUCAGAGAACUGCAUUACCACGCGCCCUUCCAUUUCCCACGGGUCCUUAGCACUGCACUUUAAGAGCCAAUGCACAUGGCGGAGCCCUUGCUUUUGCGGACCUUAUUCCAUCUGCCGAGAUAUAGUGAUACGGUCUCCCUUAAUGCAAUAACACGCUGCAAACUUAAGCUAGCUUCACCAUCCUUCUUCUUCCCUGCGGUCCAGAGGGACCAUGGGUUGGGAAUAGGAGAGUCUAAGGGCCCGUCCAGACAGUACCUUUAUCCCGGGAGCUUCCACAGCAAAUAGGAGGGUGAGCAGAUGCCGUUCCUUGUAAACACAGAAGCAGUUGGUUCUUGUGGCUUUUUUCGGGCUAUAUGGCCAUGUUCUAGAGGCAUUUUCUCCUGAAUAUAUAAGAUAUAUAAACCCAUUUUCCUAUUCCAACAGACCUCACUACCUCUGAGGAUGCUUGCCAUAGAUACGGGCGAAACGUCAGGAGAAAAUGCCUCUAGAACAUGGCCAUAUAGCCCGAAAAAAGGCACAAGAACCUAGUGAUUCCAGCCAUGAAAGCCUUCGACAAUACACAGAAGCAGUUGCUACAAAAGGCAAAAAUCCUGGAAAUCAUGGGAUUUUUUAAAUCUGGGUUUGUUUCCGGAUUUUAGAUGUUUGUUCCUGAUUGGUUGAUUCCUAAAAGGAAAGUGACACUUGAGUAAAAGCAAGAUUUAUAGGGGCAGGAAUAUUGCAGUUUUGCACCAAAUAUGCGGAUCUUCACAUAUCUGUAUGUCCCUGCAUUCGGAAAUCACGGGAUUUUUUAAAUCUGGGUUUGUUUCCGGGUUUUAGAUCUUUGUUCCUGAUUGGUUGGUUCCUAAAAAGAAAGUGACACUUGAGUAAAAGCAA
Anolis sagrei ordinatus is the source of this 2656-nucleotide messenger RNA. Lineage: Eukaryota; Metazoa; Chordata; Lepidosauria; Squamata; Anolidae. The record is from RefSeq and is a predicted model, not a curated record.